CACAAGGUAACCACGCCCAAAAGCAUCCCCUGCUUUAUGGUCUAUUUGACUCUAAAUGGGACCAUAAUUUACUAAAUGAACAUCAUGCUGUAUUGAAGAAGGCAGACAGAAUACACUGGGCGGCAAGACAUUUCGUAAGCGCAUUUUUGGAAAAGGUUUCAGAGAAAAACAAGAAAGAUGCCCUUGCACAAUGUGACAUGACAUGAACUAAUCAUGAACAAAUGAACAAAUCAAACAAAUCUAUCGAGACAAAGUGAUGUUUUCAGUAAAUUCUGCGAUUUUAAACUCACCAUGAAAAGCGAUGAAAUUAAAGUGUAGCUGCAGGUUUAUGUUCAAGAGCAAGACAAUGUUUAUUGAUGUUUAAGUAGGAAGACUAAACUUAAAUUUAUACGAUGUUUUCUCAAUUGGCGGCUCUUGCAUGUAAGUUAGUGCAGAGUCUGUACUGGCGUAGACUUGUUGUCGGAGGGUUUUAUUGUCCACUUCUUCUCCACACUAACAGGUUUGGGAUGGCAAAGCCUCCAUGAACGUGGAUAGGACGAGAGUGUCAGGGAUUAAACUGGGACUGAAUCUUAUUUGUUGUCUUUCCUUCUUUGUCCAGAGCCAUCGCGAUGGCCUCGUCCUUCCUGCCCUGCGUCGCCCUCUGCAUUAUUGGAUCCAUUACCACUGUCCUCGCACUCCCGCCUACUGAGCCGCCACUGAUCCACGACCACCCCUUUCUGGCCAUCUGGAACGCCCCCACCGACCAAUGCCGACAACUCGACAUCCCUCUGGACACCGCGGCCUUCCAGGCGGUGACCACACCCGCUGCAGUGCCCGGUCAGUUCCUCACCAUCUUCUACGAGGACCGCCUCGGCCUCUACCCUAAAGUCGACACCACCCGACGCAAGCUCCAAAGAGGCGGAGUGCCCCAAAACGGCAACCUAACGGAGCACCUGGCCAAAGCCCAAAGUCAAAUUGAUAACUACAUCUCCCAGGAUUCCUCUCCUGGGCUGGCUGUCAUCGACUGGGAGUCCUGGCGCCCACUGUGGGACCAGAACUGGGGAUCAAAACGUAUUUAUAAGAAGCUGUCCAUCACUCACGCCCUGGAGAUGGCCCCGUUUUUGUCAUCGAAGAAAAUUUCCAAACUGGCAAAGAGCCAGUUCCAGCACGCCGGGCGGCGCUUCAUGGAGAAGACCAUCGGCCUCGGCAUCGGCGAGCGUCCGAGCCGCCGCUGGGGCUUCUACCUGUUCCCCGACUGCUUCAACUAUGGCUGGGAGAAGCCCAACUACACGGGGAAGUGCUCCGAAAAGACCCAGAAGCAGAACAACCAGAUGCUGUGGCUGUGGAAGCGCAGCACCGCCCUCUUCCCUUCCGUCUACCUCCACCAGACCCUGAGGAACUCCCCCAUGGCCACGCUCUACGUCCGCAACCGUGUCCAGGAGGCGCUGAGGGUGGCCGCUCUGCCUAAUCGUCCAUACACCAUGCCGGUCUAUGUGUACUCCAGGCCACUGUACCGGGACCAGACCCAGACGUUCCAGAGCCAGGCGGACCUGGUGAGCACUGUAGGAGAGUCUGCAGCUCUGGGAGCUUCAGGGGUCGUAAUGUGGGGAGGAACCAAAGACUACAACAACGCGGCUGCCUGUCAGUCUCUGUCCGAGUACCUGACGUCCACCUUCAACCCGUACAUUGCCAACGUGACUGCGGCCGCCAUGCUCUGCAGCGAGGUCUUGUGCCAGGGGAAGGGCCGCUGCGUCAGGAAGAACUACGACUCCGCCCACUACCUGCACUUGAACCCCGCCCACUUCAGCAUCGUGCGGGCUGACAGGAAGUACGUGGCCAUUGGUCUCCCAUCCGACGACGACCUAAAAGCCUGGGCCGGAAACUUCACCUGUCAGUGCUACGCGGGGGGGAGCUGUUCACCCAAGCUGUUCUAUCCGAACAAAAUCAAGCUCAUCUGGGUGUAACCUGUUCUCCUGCUGAUCCACAGAUUUCAAUACGUAGUCAUUAAAACUACUGUCUGAUGGAAUUAUGCCCUCAUCAGCAAUCUGCAUUCAUUUAAACAUUUAAUGUGGAAAAAAUUAUACAUUUUUGCAAGUUACAUAAUUAAAUGUGUCAGUCUUUCUCACGUCAGACACAAUACUGAUUUAUUUGAAUUGGAAAAACCAAAAGCUACCUUAAUAAAUGCUUUUCUGAAAACAA
Messenger RNA from Sebastes umbrosus (honeycomb rockfish), 2178 nucleotides. RefSeq names its product hyaluronidase PH-20-like. Gene Ontology annotation, molecular function: hyalurononglucosaminidase activity. The record is from RefSeq and is a predicted model, not a curated record. NCBI's taxonomy places the organism in Eukaryota, Metazoa, Chordata, Actinopteri, Perciformes, Sebastidae. Gene Ontology annotation, biological process: hyaluronan catabolic process; carbohydrate metabolic process. Gene Ontology annotation, cellular component: acrosomal vesicle. The coding region runs from base 609 to 1943 and encodes 444 amino acids. The transcript is spliced from 3 exons.